AUGUCUUUCGGCGGCGGUGGUUUCGGAGGCUUCGGCCAAAACACCAACAACACCCAGUCGACAACAUUUGGAGGCUUCGGUGCGAACAACAAUAAUAACAACACCUCAGGCUUUGGAGCUACCAACACUGGUGGAUUUGGCCAAACCAACAACACUGGUGGUGGUGGUCUUUUCGGAGGGGGCAAUAACAAUAACACCGCAGGCGGCUUCGGCGCAACGACCGGAGGUUUCGGCGCGACCAACACUGCUGGCGGCUUCGGAGCGAAGCCCGCUUUUGGAUCUACCACUGGUACAACGGGUGGAGGUCUCUUUGGUUCCGCUGCCACAAACACCACGACCAAUACUGGCACAGGGUUUGGGGGUUUCGGAAACACUGCGAACAACAACACCGCCACCACAUCGGCCUUUGGUAGCAACACAGGAGGUGGCAUGUUCGGAAACAACACUGCCAACAAGACUGGAUUUGGUGCUACAGGCACCACCGGCGGUUCACUCUUCGGUGGUGGUAGCAACACCGCAGGCAGCACCUCAACUGGUUUCGGCGCUGGCUUCGGUGCCGCCAACACCAACACCCUCGGCGGUGCUGCAGGUGACCCUCCUGGAACAGCUGUUACGGCUUUCCAGGCUCACACCGAGAAGGAGGGCGCUACCAAUGCAACCAACUCGUACCAAAACCUUUUGUUCCAGGAACCCUACAAGAAAUGGUCCGCCGACGAGCUACGACUUGCUGAUUACGUUCAAGGAAGGCGGCAUGGCAAUGCUACCGGCGGUGGUGCAUUUGGUGUGAGCUCGGGUUUUGGUGGAGGUUUUGGCACUAACACGAACACCACCGCGACUUCAGGCUUCGGAGCGAACACGACGACCAAUACUACUGGCGGCGGUCUCUUCGGAUCAAACACAACCAACAACACCACAACCCCUAGCACUGGUUUCGGCUCCGGUGGCUUUGGUUCUACUGCCAACAACAACACAACCGGAGGCGGUUUGUUUGGCAGCACAGCUAACAAGCCCGCUGGAGGACUAUUUGGCAGCAAUACUGCGCAGACAAAUACGACUGGUGGUGGCCUUUUCGGAGGAGGAAACACCGGCACAACCGGUGGUUUCGGCGCUACGAACACUGCUGGAGCCGGCUUUGGUCAAACGAACACCAACAAUGCUGCUGGUGGUCUCUUUGGUAACACUCAGAACAAGCCUGCUGGUACCGGAUUCAGCUUCGGCAACACAAAUACCAACACUACUACAGGUGGAUUCGGAGCCGGAGCGACGAACAGCGGAUUUGGCGCCAACAACACGGCCCAGAGCACGGGUGGUGGCCUCUUCGGUGGCAACAACAACACCCAGGCGGCUGGCACGGGUGGUGGUCUUUUCGGUCAGAACAACAACCAGGCUCAGCAAACUACUGGCUCUGGCCUGUUCGGCCAAACCAAUAACCAACCCCAGCAACAAUCUGGCGGCUUGUUCGGCAAUACCGCUCAGCAGAAGCCUGCAGGUACUGGUCUCUUCGGAAACACCAAUACUGCAACGACUGGUACUGGUGGUGGUCUGUUUGGAAACAACCAGCAACAAACGAAUACCGGCGGAUUUGGUGCGGCCAACACCAACAACGCUUCUGGCGGUCUGUUCGGUAACAAACCUGCUGCUAGUGGAGGUCUGUUUGGAGGAAACACCACCGCCCAGACUAACACCACUGGUACAGGAAUGUUUGGUGGACUGGGAUCGAACAACCAAGCCCAGCAGAACACCAGCACCGGGCUUUUCGGUGGCCAGAACAACCAGCAACAGAAGCCGGGCCUCUUCGGUAGCAGCACAGGGAACGCUAAUGGCGGGCUUUUCGGUGGCCAGAACAACCAAAGUGCCGGUAACUCACUGUUCGGUGGCAGCACAAACCAACAGCAGCAGCAGAAUGGCUCUUCGAUCCUCGGUAACAGCCAGUCUGCCAACGCUCCUCAGGGCCUGACCGCUAACCUGAACGAUGUCUCUGCAUUCGGAUCUCCUGGUCUGUUCGCUGGGUUGGGAGGAAAUGAGGUUCAGAACCCUGGUCCUCUUGCUACUCCUCUUAGCGGCGGUUCCAAACCCAGGAGGAGCUCCAUUCUGCCCAUGUACAAGUUGGCCCCUGCAUCUGCCUCCCGAUAUGCUACGCCUCAAAAGCGAGGAUUUGGAUUCUCUUAUAGCGCCUCAGGCAGCCCAGCAAGCAGCAUUUCUAGUACACCCGGCAACCUUGGACACAGUCUUUUGGGAUCUAGCAGAUCUGGCAGCCUCAGCAAGAGCUUGUCAAGCAACAACUUGCGCCGCAGCUUCAACACUGAAGACAGCAUCCUUGCCCCUGGCGCUUUCUCUAAUGGAUCUCAGCCCAGAUGGUACGGUAGCACUGGCUCAAAGAAGCUGAUCAUCAACCGAGACAUUAGGAGUGAUCUCUUUUCUACCCCCCAAAAGGAUAAGGCUACAGACGCCGGAACCGGUUCUCGCAAGCUGUCCAAGCGUGUCAGUUUCGAUACCAGCAAUGUUGACAUGGAUGAUAGCACUCCUGUCCGUGGUGCUCUCCCUGCUGCUGGCGAUGUCGAUAGCCCGGCCAACGAUGAGACUCCUCGUCAGUCCCGCGCUACCAAUGCCUCAAACAUUUCUGCCGGCUCGAAGACUCCUGAGAUGGAGGAGGUUAAGGGCAAUGAGUUGGCAAUCGUCCACGAGGAGGACAGUAAUGCGACUCCUGAGGCGUCUACUGGCAAUGCCGACACCACUCCCGGACAAUAUUGGAUCUCACCUCCUAUGGAAGAUCUUGAGAAGCUCAACCGCAUGCAGCGACAAAAGGUUGACCAGUUCACCGUAGGCCGUGACAAUGUCGGCUACGUCUCUUUCAAGGUCCCUGUCGACAUUAGCAACAUUGAUCUUGCUGACAUUUGUGGUACUCUGAUUGUCCUUGAGCCUCGUUCUGCUACCGUCUACCCCGUCUCCGCUAAGAAGCCACCUGUUGGAAAGGGUCUCAAUGUUCCCGCUAGAAUUGCUCUUGAGCAAUCCUGGCCUCGCGGCAGUCGUGACAAGAAGAUUGCUAGUGACCCUAAACGUUUCAACAAGCAUGUGGAGCGUUUGAAGCGAAUCGAAAACACCACCUUCGAGAGCUACGAUAAGGAUACCGGCAUCUGGGUCUUCUCGGUCGAACAUUUCACUACCUAUGGUCUUGAUGAUGAUGACGAGUCUGAUGACGAGGAGAUGGCUCAGAACGAGUCUGCUGCCCCUCAAGAGAUGUCUCUUGAUGCCUCCCCAGAUUCUGCCAACUCACCCAUGGAGGACGACACCUUUGAAUUCAAAAGGCAUCGUGGGCUACCUGGUGGGUUUGAUGAACAGCAACAAACUCUUGAAACCCAGCUCUCCCAGCAGUCUUUUUUAGGGGUUAGCUCCGCGGAUUCUGCACCCAACGAUGUCAGGCUGUCCCUCGAGGAGGAGUACGCCGACGACAUGGGUGACGAAUAUGACGUGUCCGAGGAUGAAGACAUGGCGAGGUCUUCUCUCGAACAGCAUCUGGCCGCGGAGCUUGACGACAACUCGUCCGAGGGUGUUCCUGAAGCUGUCAAGGCUACCCCAGGAGGCAUUCUCAGAGCUCGAAUGCGAGCUGUUAAGGACUCUGCCGGUCCAAUGCAGCUCGAAGUCGCAGAUGGCGACGAUUGGAUGGAAAUGUUGAGGAAAACUGUCAGCCCAGUCAAGCGAGAUCGGCAGCUUUUGAGACAAAUCAACGAGUCCCCAUCGAGACAAACCGGCCUGUUGAUUGAUCUCGACAGGAGUGGAGCUGACACCAUGAGAAAAUCAUCAAAUUGGAGGAAGAGUAUGGCAAAGAAUGAUAGAUUGGAUAAUCUUGCGGCAAGCACCAUUGGUAUGGAUAAAGGUCGCGGGUUUGCGACCAGCAUCGACCUCAUGAACUCUCUGUUUGAGAAACCCAAACCAGCGCCCCAGAAAAUUCAAGCCUCGAUGUCUGGCAAAGGCUUUCCCAAGUGGCCCUACGAGCGACAAGACAAAACGAUGCACCUGGAUGGCUACGAGAAAACCUUCCACGACGCUGGCCGACCUACUUGGGGUCCGGAUGAGAUGCUUGUUGUGCCUCGACGCCUAAUCUCGGAGGGUGGUCGACGGUCCUUCACUCACAAUGCCGAUAUCCUUUCUUUCCAGCGUUCGACAGUCCAGACUGAUAAGCAAGAGCUUCGCCUGGCGACUUUUGCAACCGAGCACUCCAAGCGAUAUCUAGGUAACCAGGACAAGCUCACUGACAUUCGAAUCGUUGACGAUGUCCCUUUCGCAUCCCUCAACGCUGCUCAGCUCCAGGAUGUCUUCCACCAUCAAGAUAUGAACGAUCCUGCAAGCAUGCAAGAGAAGCAUGUGUGGGACUUGGCCAGCAUCCUCUUCGACUCGGUUCAGGAUUCAACACAACCUGAACAUCUCGUUCGCAGAGCCAAACUCUCUCGUUUCUGGUCUAAUUUGGUUGACUCGGCUUCAUCAACAACCAUCGGCCUCGCAAGGUCAAACGAGGAAAAGGCUGUUGCUUGCUUGGCCGGCCACCGCAUUGUUGAUGCUUGCAAGCACCUUCUUGAUGGAAAGAACUUCCGCCUUGCCACACUAGUUCCCCUCAUUGGCACCAGCGACGCCGCCAAGAAAGAUAUGCGAGAACAGCUCAAGGCUUGGCACGAAUCGAAAAUGCUCUCGGAGUUCUCGGAAUCGAUCCGUACCAUUUACGAACUCCUUUCGGGCAACGCAUGCGUCUGUGAAGGUAUGAAGGGUGUACCUGUUGAGGAUCGUUUGGACUCUUUCGUUAUUUCGAAAAAGUUUGGUCUCGAUUGGAAGCAGGCUUUUGGCCUUCGACUUUGGUAUUCGAUUGCACAGGACGACGAUUUGGCAGCUGCAGUGAAAGGGUUCAAGGAUGACGUUGAUCAGGAGAGAGAAUAUCUACCACUGCCUUGGUAUAUCGAUCAAGGCAUCAAGCCCCUUUGGGACGAUGCCGACGCUGAAAAACGACAAGACCUUCUCUGGGGUCUUUUACAGCUGUAUGCGAACGAUGCUUCCGACCUUGAAGCUGUUUUGCGUCCCGAGAACUCCCAACUCUCUCCUCUCGAUAUGCGCCUGACAUGGCAGCUUGGCCUUGCCCUUUCCUCCAGCGGCAAGGUCUCUUUUGGACAGCAUGGUUCCGAGAAGGCUGACGCAGCUACUGUUGCGUUCGCUUCUCAGCUCACUAGCGCUGGCGAAUGGCUCGAGGCUGUCUUUGUUCUAUUGCAUCUGAGCAAGCCUCUUGCCCGAAAGAUGGCCAUCCAGGAGCACCUUGCUCGUCAUGCUGGUCUUAUUGGAGACGAGAACUCGUCUGCGUUCAACAUCCUUACUGAGAAGUUUUUGGUUCCAUCAUUAUGGAUCUGGGAAGCUCUAGCCCUGUACAUGCGUAGCGUGAAGAAGGAUGCCUACUCGGAAGUGCAGUGCCUACUACGUGCUCGUUCCUUUGUGGAGGCCCAUCGCGUUCUCGUCAAGGAGGUCGCACCACUCGCUAUUGUGGAGCGUGACUACGCAAAUCUUUCUGCGCUCAUUUCUCAAUUUGAUGGCAGACAGGAACUCAUCUCGGACUGGUCAUUGGGUGGUGAGAUUUACAGCUUCUUCCUUACUUUGAUCCAACACCGUGCCAGGAAUGAAAUCGCACCACAGCCUGUUCUAGAGAAGCUUCUCGCUGGUCUGCACGCGAUGGAUGAGGAUGCAGGCGAGGCAGGUGUCGUACGAUAUGCUGCUGUGUCAGAUAUGGCGGACGAGACUGCCAAGGAGAUUAUCAAGGCCAGCAAGAAGAAACAGGACAUGGAACUCAGGUCAAGGAUUAUCAACUUGCCUCUGACACAAGACCGCCUGUUGGCCUACUCGGUUGACUUGAGCAUGGAUCGAUACCGGGAAGUAAUGUCCCACUAG
This is a messenger RNA of Fusarium coffeatum, 5919 nucleotides long. RefSeq lists its product as uncharacterized. Gene Ontology annotation, cellular component: nuclear pore cytoplasmic filaments; nuclear pore. Bases 1 to 5919 code for a protein of 1972 amino acids. NCBI's taxonomy places the organism in Eukaryota, Fungi, Ascomycota, Sordariomycetes, Hypocreales, Nectriaceae. The record is from RefSeq and is a predicted model, not a curated record. The transcript has 6 exons. Gene Ontology annotation, molecular function: structural constituent of nuclear pore. Gene Ontology annotation, biological process: RNA export from nucleus; protein import into nucleus; post-transcriptional tethering of RNA polymerase II gene DNA at nuclear periphery.